Molecule: messenger RNA, 590 nt
Organism: Ilex paraguariensis (yerba mate)
Lineage: Eukaryota; Viridiplantae; Streptophyta; Magnoliopsida; Aquifoliales; Aquifoliaceae
Source: the annotation of a GenBank genome assembly
AGCCACUUAAGAAGGGCUUCUACCUGAUGCACAAAAACCUUGAUGACACAUGGGUUAGCUUCAAGUAUGAAAGGUUGUCGGAUUUCUGCUACCUUUGUGGUCGAAUUGGCCAUGGAAGAAACUUCUAUCUACAAAAACAAAUUGAGGAUCAAGUGAACUUUGGACCUAAUUUGAGGGCUCUAACGACUCCCUUUAACUCCUUUUUCGUAGAAAAUUGGUCAGAAAAAGAAGCUACCAUAGGUGGAACUUCUAGAACCAAGGGAUACAAGAAAGGGACUGGGGAAGGCCAACGGCCACCAGCAUGUCAAAUAUGUGAACAUGGGAAGGCAGGAGGUGUUCGCGUUGCAACAAAGGACAACCCUAACAAACUGUCAGUUGGUGGUGUGAGCUCCUACGUGUACAAGAAUCCCCCAUCCAUUGCCAUCCUUCCAUGUGUAGCCAUUCUCCCAAGAGUUCAGCCUCACACUCGGGAAUUCUCAGUAGAUAGACAGACAAACAAGAGCAGUGAUGAAGCAGUUGUCGUCUUAUCCACUCCAAAGGGGCACAAGGAGAAAGGGGAAUUACCUAUAACAUCUGAAGUAACCCCUUGA